CUUUAAAAAAAGGUAUUUAAACAAUGGAAACAGUAAUAGAGCAGCAAAGAUCGUGUCAUGAAGAACGAGAGAGGCUUGAAGAUGCAAUGACUCAAGAAUUAUUAAUGAAAAAGAAUAAUUUGAAAGAACAAAUAAAUUCUGAUCAUCGAGUACGAGUGUUACUAGAACGUUACGUUGAAAUUACAGAAAAAUUGGAGAGUUUAUAUGCCGAUAAAGAUUUUUUACGAAAGGAAGAAAUAGCUUCAAUUUCAGGACCUAAUGAAUUUGCUGAAUUUUAUGGUCGCCUUCGAACAUUAAAACAAUACCACAGAAAGUACCCAAACGAAGUUGCCGAGCCAAUGCAAAUGGAAUUUCUCAGAUUGAAAGAUGCUCGUGAAAAACCCAUAGAGGAACAACAAGCACUGGCUGAGUUUACGGGCGAAGAAGGAUCUGGAAAGUAUUUAGAUCUUCACGAAGCCUACAAUCAAUACAUAAAUCUAAAGGGCGUUGACAAAAUCGAGUACCUUGCAUUUUUAGUGGGUUUUGAUAGAUUGUUUGAUAUACCUAAGGAACGAAAGAAUAACGAGUACAUAAAUUAUGUGAGCAAUUUAUUGGAUUACCUUUAUGGCUUUAUCCAACGUGCCAAACCGAUUUUGAAUGUUGAUAAAGAGUUGGACGAUGCCCUGAAAGACUUUGAAAGCAAAUAUGAUGCUGGCACAUUCCCUGGAUGGCCAAAAGAGACAGGAAGUGCACUUACACAUGCAGGUGCUCACUUGGACUUAUCAGCGUUCUCCUCCUCAGAAGAACUAAUGUCACUGGGUCUUGAUCGAUUGAAAAGUGCCCUGCAAGCACUUAACAUGAAGUGCGGUGGAGCGUUGGAAGAUCGUGCCAAGAGGUUGUUCAGCACCAAAGGCGUAAGCCUGGAGAAUUUAAAGUCGUCUGCUUUUUCAAAAAGUCGUGGAAAGGGGAAAGGUAUGGAUAAUGUGAAAAAACAAAAAGAAAUCGCGUCACUGGAAGCUCAGGUUUACAGGCUAGUGGAAAUACUUGGCGAAGAGAGACAAGCUACAAGAGAAAAUGUUGAACGCAAACAAGCACGCAGCGCUCAGGAGUUAGAAGAAGAUGAAGAAGAUGACACGAUGGCAGAUGAUUCAGACGAAGAGGAGGAGCAGACAUUGUAUAAUCCAAAAGAUCUCCCCCUGGGAUGGGAUGGCAAGCCUAUUCCUUAUUGGCUGUACAAACUACACGGUUUAAAUAUAUACUACAACUGUCAAAUAUGUGGCGACCAACAAUACCGAGGACCCAAGGCCUUUCAACGUCACUUUUCCGAAUGGCGACAUGCGCAUGGAAUGCGUACACUCCAAAUACCAAAUACCGCUCACUUUGCAAACGUAACGAACAUCAAGGACGCUCUUGCGUUGUGGGAAAAACUGAAAAAAGAAAAAGCAAAGGAGAUGUUUCAACCGGACAACGAGGAAGAAUACGAAGACUCGAUCGGUAAUGUUGUGAACAAAAAGACGUACGAUGACUUAUCGAGACAAGGGCUGCUCUAGACUUUGAUAACUCAUGUGGAUUAACCUAAAAGAAGCAAGGUAAAUAUGACGUCAAAAGAAGAUGUAAGAAGGAGUGUUGUAAAUCUUUUCUACAGUACUGGAUGGUAGAUCACAACUCUCCACCAGAUUGUUUCGCAAAAGACGGAUAUGUUGUGUGUGUUAACUUCAAAACAGUCCCGCGUUUUCAAUAAAGAAACAAUUUUUAAACGUCUCCUUAAUGUUGAAAAACGAAGCGGCAAGUGAAAAACAGAUAAUAAGUAAUCAUUAAUUUUAAUGUCAAUUUUGUGAUAAGGAAUUAUUUUAUAAAGAUUAAAAUAACUUCGACUUUUCAUGACGGGAUCAAGCGGUUUCAUUGUGUAGUACCGUGGCUGGCUCGUGUAACAGUUGAUAAACUUUCUAUGAAAGUUUUUCUUUUUUCAAUAAAAAAAGUCCCCAGCGCCGUCGCAUGUAAAGUGUUAAGUUAAAAAGAAUGAGGAGAAAGAGAUACGAGUACAUAGGGCGGUAAAAUAAAAGUCUUGUAACUGCCCAUGAAAUUCUCGAAAGUUUCUUUCAUUUAAGAAUUAACUGUUUUUAUCUGUUUUUAAUAUUUGUUUACGUUUAAUAGACAUAGGUUUAAAUUAGACAUCCUGAUAACAUGAGGAAGGAAUUUCACAGGCUAUUAGCAAUUACGAAUCGAGUUUUUCUAAUUUAUGAUCUUCCACAAACGCGCAAAAAAUUUUGAUGAUGGGCGACAAUAACAAAAAUUGAGCGAUUUUUAAUUGCUACUUUCUCAUGUAGCAAAUAACAAACGCAUAAAAUUUGACCAACAUUCGUCAACAUUCAUUAAAAAGUCUUUACCAAAAUUAGCGUGUUUUUUUGCCGUCUCUUUCAUGUCUGGGCAUGUUUUAUUUCGGUUUUUGAGUUUUUCUAACUCGGAAUCUAGUCUAAAUUUGUCCUAUUAAUUUGUAGAUGAGCUAUGUAGAUAACAUUUUUUUUGCAAGAAUGUAUUUAUAAUUCUGACGUCUUUUAAGCCUUUUAUAAGAUUGUAAUGGAUAUUUUUUUGUCAGCAGUCUGUAAUACGCGGAAAUGAAAGGAGAAAAACAUAGGUAUUUUCCUCAACUAUGAAUUAUAGGAAUAUUUGAGGAAUUUUUUUUCAAUUUAUUUACUAUAGAGUUGUUCUGUGUUAGUCCACAUGAGGUAUUUCCCUGACGGAAUUCUUGUAUAUUUUUGUCAAAAGUGUCAAUUUUUUACAAAUAAUGUUCAUUAAAUGCACUGCUGUUUUGGUGGUCGCUGCCACAUCUUCGUCAUAUUAGAAGUGUCGCGUCCUGCAUACGCCUUGCAUUGUACGUUUCAUAAAAUGCUUAAGUUUAUCACGAUAAUUACUUGCGGUCGGAUUAAUGUCGGAAAUGUGAUAGACCUACGAGAAAGUUUGCUUUUGUGUUUCUUAUGAAAAAAGAUAUUUAAAAUGUGUGUGUUCAUGUUACAUAAGGCAUACAUGAAGGCGGCGUGUGGUAUUUAAAUACCCCACUACGAUAUAUUUCACAUGCUGGUCGCGCCAAACUUAUGUGCCCAAGGAGACAUCAGACACUCUGUAUAAGCUGCCUAUAUAAGAAUAAGUACCCAAACACAAAACUUACGGUUGUUGAUGUAUAGUAAUCGGUUGCGCUUGGUCUCGAUAAUACCAACCUAUAAAUGCGAAAAAGAGGGUCAAUGUUUUGCUGGUUCAGUUUUUUUAUGUAAACAUUUAAAGUUAAGUGAAGCGGAAAGACAACAAACUAGAUAUAUUUCAAAGUAGUUUUAAAUCAAUUCCAAAUAGAUGCUGUCAACAAUUCACGUUCGCUACUGUUUUUACAGGCCUUUGAAGUCCCGCUUUGUUUUGCUUUUUCUGUUCUAACUGUAAUUAUUGACACUGGCUGAGCAUCUGGAAACAUGAAUGUUAAAAAUCCACGAAAAUGUUUGAAUGAAAAUCACUCUCGAUCUUCAUAACGUAAGUAUAAGAAGUUAAAAUUAAAAUCACCAGGUUAUGCCAGGAAAAAUAAAUUAUACAUAAUAUAGAUAUAUAAAAAAAAAGAAUUACUUACGACUCCAUGGUUAAAUAAAUAAAUAUGAUGCAAUGAAUGUACAUACUAAAUUCCAUUUUAUUAAUAUAUAUCAACUAAAUAAUUUCAAUAUGUAUUCUUUGUUUGUAACCUAGUAUGAGUUUAAUUAUUUUUUUCUUUCUUGUACUGUAUGAACUAUUUGAGGCACGUGCAUUCACUUGCACUGAUUGAGUGUAAAUGAUUUUAGAUGCAUGCCCAGCUUCUUUAUAUACAGUUUUAACACUCAUUAAAAAUCUAGUGUCGUAAUUCGGAAAUUAAUAAAUACUCGGUUUAAUAGACGUCUUUAAAAGUCGUUUGUUUUUCAAUAUAAUGAUGACACACUGUUUUCUUAACGAAUUAUGCGAUCUUUAAACCAUGCAUUGACAUAAUUACAUAAUUAAUGACCUCUUUUGUAUUUACAUGAAUUUAUGUCUACCGAGUAUUUAAGUGUAAUAAAUUAUCCUGAACAUCUUAUGUUUAAAAACAUGUCAAAAAAGUAGAAUUAAACGAAAGAGAAACCUGUAGCAGGCUAAUGUUUACAACAAAACACUUGUAUUCCUGUAAAUGAAAACAUUGCUAGAUGUGUAGUAUAGGAAAGCACUGUCAAGUGUUUCUAAAAUUACUCAUCAUUUUGAUGGUUCACAGGAAAACAAAUUAAGCGUGGGGUAAGACUAAGGAAUGUAUAUUUGGAUAUGCAGUGCCUCAUUAAGGAAACAGUAGAAACGCUGAAAAUCUAUUCCUGGUAUAGAACGCUGUUGUAGAAAAGAUUUAUGGAUUAUAAUUGUGACGAAGUAAUUAAUGAAAAUGUUUUCUGUAUUUCUUAAUCUGUUUAAUGAUUCUUAUGUUUUAAAUGGAACUUGGUAAUUACUCGUGAACCAGGAUGUAACUGACUACCGUAUGUAAAGUCUUAAAAAUUUUUGACCUAAUUUUAACCUUUUCUCACCGGCUAUGCACUUUUUGAACUUUCAAGAAAUCAUUAGCCAGAUUUUGUAAAAUGGAUGACAUGAGGUCAGCUUUUGAUUCGAUGCCAAAAACUUUACGGAAUAUAAAUGACUAUAAGAGGGUGAAAUGUUUCCUUUUAUGUGGGCUGCCUGUGUUGAUUUUUGAUUGUGAAUUUCCCUUCUUAGUUAUCAUAGCAACGCAAGGAAACAUUUCCCAAACAAGUAACCACAGAUUAAUAAACAACCGUUGUGGGAAUAUGUGACGAAAAAAAAAGGAAUACCAAAAAGUGCUAGUCACAGUUCAGGCUACCAUUAUGGAUAAACAAAUUAAGCAAAGAUCGAUUUUAAUAUUUUCUGUCUCAGAAAUUUUAUUGAGGCGUUUAAAAAACUUAUUGAGGCGUAUAAAAAUUUUUUAUGGCGACGUCGGAAAAUAUUUUAUUCGAUACUGAUUCAUAACACAGUCUGAUAAGCCGUGAGAACGUUUUUGAAGUUCAUUAUUCAAUGGCUGAAAAAACAUCGGUGUAUAUUAAUCAUAGAUGGGAUAAAUCGCCCGAACACUGUGAGUCUUCAAUUUUGUGUACAUUGUACAAGCUUGGUUGUUUAUAAAUCUUUAAAUAGAUAUAUAUUCAUAAUCUUUUGGAAAAACCAUUUCUGUCUUCUAAAUGUGAAAGAAUGGCUUUAUAUUUUUAUUAACCAAAUGAUCCGAUCCUUUGUUGGGAUUUACACGAUAUUGAGGCGAUAGGAUUCCGUCCUUUGUAAGCAACCAUAAGAUGUUUAGGCCUAUUCAACAUAACGAAGAGUGUAAUUAAUUAUACAAAGUUCAUAGGCUGACGUGGAGUAUUUGUUUA
This is a messenger RNA of Hydractinia symbiolongicarpus, 5375 nucleotides long. RefSeq names its product splicing factor 3A subunit 3-like. NCBI's taxonomy places the organism in Eukaryota, Metazoa, Cnidaria, Hydrozoa, Anthoathecata, Hydractiniidae. Bases 24 to 1529 code for a protein of 501 amino acids. Gene Ontology annotation, biological process: mRNA splicing, via spliceosome. The record is from RefSeq and is a predicted model, not a curated record. The transcript is spliced from 7 exons. Gene Ontology annotation, molecular function: RNA binding. Gene Ontology annotation, cellular component: spliceosomal complex.